This is a messenger RNA of Priapulus caudatus, 7126 nucleotides long. Its product is annotated as transcriptional coactivator YAP1-like. Gene Ontology annotation, molecular function: transcription coactivator activity; protein binding. Gene Ontology annotation, cellular component: cytoplasm; nucleus. The coding region runs from base 236 to 1651 and encodes 471 amino acids. Gene Ontology annotation, biological process: hippo signaling; positive regulation of transcription by RNA polymerase II. NCBI's taxonomy places the organism in Eukaryota, Metazoa, Priapulida, Priapulimorpha, Priapulimorphida, Priapulidae. The record is from RefSeq and is a predicted model, not a curated record. The transcript is spliced from 8 exons.
GAAAAAGUUAGUUCAGUGCGGAUGUAGCAAGCACAUCUGGUGUGUGAUGUGUUCGCGCAAUCACUGCUAAUGUAGUUCGACGCAGAGGGCAGAUAUUACUGGAAAGCCAAAGGAAAAGAUCUGAGUACUGUCCCCUCUCGCUCGUUAUAAGUUUUAUGUUGCUUUUUUUGCGUUUGAGCAACUCGUGUCGUUCACAGCUCAGGGCACACGCAGUCGGUGUAACACUUGGACCGAUAUGGAGCCCAAAAAAGGCACCCAAGUGAUCCAUGUGCGAGGUGAUUCGGACUCGGAACUGGAGGCGCUUUUUAAAGUUGCCCUGUCACCAGAUCCAAAGAAUCAUAGCCUUCCGAUGAGGAAUAGGAAACUUCCCGAAUCGUUCUGGAAGCCACCAGAAACAGGAUCAAGGUCAUGCAACCAUAGUAGGGAGAGCAGUACCGAUUCGACACACCUCAUGAGAGCACCACCCCCUGGACUUGUCUCGUCGCAUUCUCGAGCUCAGUCGUCGCCGGCAAGUAUGCAACAGUCUCAGCUGAGUACCCCACAGACGCCACCCCACCACUCCCAACACAUCAGACAACACUCAGAGAUACCUGAUCACAUACCCUUGCCACCCGGAUGGGAAGUUGCCACAAUGCCAAAAACAGGACAAAGAUAUUUUAUCAAGAACAAAGAGCAACAGAUUCGACUGAGAGAUGGUACAGGCAUGCAGUACAGGCUAGGUUCUCCCAGAAACAGUGUCUUCCCCAAGAGAAGUCACAUAGAGAAAAGCACAACAUGGACAGACCCACGCCUGAAGUACUAUUCAAAUAUGCAAACUGGUACAACACUUGAGCCUUUACCUGGUGGAUGGGAGCAGGCAACUACCGAAGCAGGAGAGACAUAUUAUAUAAAUCAUAUAAACAGGACAACCAGCUGGUUUGACCCGCGGCUACAGCCAUCGAUGCAUGCUCAGCGAGCUGGCGGCCCUGGUGGUCCUGGUCACUUGCCCCCACAGCUUCAGCAACAGCCAGCUUCUCAGAUUCCCACCUCUGUGGGCGGGAAUUUGCCACACCUGUCACCACAGGCCCGGCAGCAGAACCUGCGCCUACAGAGCCUGCAGAUGGAACGAGAGCGGCUGCGCCAAAGGCAGCAGGAGAUUUUUCGGCAGGUAGGAUCUACCCAGAAACCCCAGUCGGCUGUGCAUGAACCGCCUGCAUGCCACAACCAGGAAAUGAUGUUGAGGAAUCACCUGGGUGGAGAAGAGCGUAGCACACCAGUAAGCACAACUGUGACGGGCGUUGUCGAUCCAUUCCUCGGCAGUGGUGGAGAAUACCACGCUAGGCAGGAGAGCGCAGACAGUGGCCUGGAGCUGGGGACCAACUACAGUCUACCUCGAACCCCUGAAGACUUCCUUGGGAACGUCGAUGAGAUGGAUACUAGUGAUGGUAACCAAAGUCAGAAUCCGCAGCAACACAGUCGUGUCCCACCAGACUUUUUAGACUCGAUGCAAGGAACGAACGUUGAUUUGGGGGGUUUGGAGAGCACUACGGCAGGAACAAAUAUGGAGAGUGAUGAUCUUGUGCCAAGUUUGGACAUAAACUCUGACCUAUUAGGAGAUGUUGAGGCUGUUCUCAAUAACAACAAAAUUGACAACCUUCUCACAUGGUUGUGAAGCGGAUACGCUAGAAGAUCCUGAAAGAAUGCUCGCCUAGUAGUUCACCAGCUGCUACACCUGUCCAAACGACGAUGUGAUGACUGCUGUAGCUAUGAUAUCAACCAAGGUCAUGCGUGCAGCCAGCAGGUUUAGUGAUGUGGUGGUGGAAAUUGGGACGCCGAGCAUAGAUCUGCGAUCAACGCGACAAUGACUUAAUAAUUCCAGAAAUCGAAACUGAUGCGAGAGAAUGUACAGAGAAUAUUCCAUGAAGGUGGGGUUCUUGCCAAUUGUUGAGAGUUGUGUGUCUUCGCCACUCUAGGGAUUCGGGUGGGGUGGGGUACAUUGCAGUGAGGUUGCAAUGAACAACAUGUGUAUAUUUACAAGAUGUCGCAGUGCUCAGUAGCAGCUGAGCUACAUGCAAGUGAGUGAGUGAGUGAGUGAGUGAGUGAAUGAGUGAAUGAAUGAAGAGUGUAUGAGUGUGUGAAUGAGCGACUGGGUGGAUGCGUUGUUUGAUAAAGGUGUAAGUAAGCAAGUGACUAAGCAAGGAGUGUGCUUGCUUGGUCCUAGUGGUUGUUUCAGUUUCCUGCAUGCUCUCGUACUUGUGACGUGCUGCCGGGCAGUGUUUUAGGGAGACACUGAGGUUGUAGCUGUUUUCUUUAGCAGUUUCAUUUAGUAAGGACAGUUUCUUUCUCACAGAGAAACUAUUUUAAGUACACUGUGCUAGGUAAUGUGAGUAGUAGGUAAACGCAGUAAUGAUCAAUUAUUUUCUAAGGUUUAUAAUUUUUUAAAUUUAUACAAAACACUCGUCUAUCAGAUUGACAUAUAUUUUAUAAAAAAUAUCAAAAAAAAAUUUAAAAAUCAAAUUUUAAAUAAUAAUGGGCCCAGGCCGUUGUUUUAUACGUUGUUUUGUCAAUAGUUGGCCCGUAUCAUAUUUUUUGCUGUUAUGCAAAUAUGGCAAAGAAGCACCACUCACUAAUCCCUGACAUAGAGAGAGGGAGUGGGUCCUCAAAGGUGAUACUAAUGCUUAUGAUAACUAGUCGGGUCAUUAGUUAUAUCAGGUGAGGCUCUCCCUCUGCUCUAGAGGAACAGGUAGGUGCCAAGCCCACAGCCACAGCAGAGGUUGUGAGAUACAUGAAAUUGCCAUGAAUAUUAUAUUAUUUUUGUACAGAGGUAAGUUGAAAAUGGAAGUAGUGGAGAGGGCGUCUGUUUUAUGGAGAGUGGGAAGGUGGCAACGUUUUCGCAAGUGCUGAUAGUAGCGUCAGAUGGUAAUUCCUUUGGCUUUCCUGACAUGAGAAUCUGUACUGAGACUUUUCAGCGAGGUGGUGGAGAGGCAGGGUGCGUGCACACACACGUACUGGGUAGCACUCGUUCGACCCUCGGGAGAGGAAGAAUGCACUAGCAGGUGGUGACACUGACACCACGGUUGGGCCGCCACAGCACCUCUAUGAGCAGCCGUGGCUCAUGUCGGGUAUACAGGCGUGAAGCCAGGUUACUGCUCGUUGUGCAGUGCGAGCCAGUUGUGGAAGUCGGCGCAGGUGACAUCACUUGCUGUGUUUGGGGCUGCGUUGCACCGUGGUGACAUUACUACGGAUAGGGCUCUGUUCCCUGCCCUGGUUGUAGGGAAAAGUAAUAGCAAAGAGUGUCGAUUUUUUUCCCAUGAAAGACUAUCAGAGCAAACAGAGUGCAAGUUUACAUAGUUGUACCAAUACCCAGUCUGCUGUCAUGCUAGCAGCGUGUGGCGAGACCUCGCUCAUCUAUAUUCAAGCAAGGUGCUUUUUGAGUGGCACUUGAAUUCAUUUGCACAAGGUUUCGUAUCUCUCUUAGGCUGUUAGUUUUUGACUAAGAGAUGACAACACGUGGAAGGUUGCUGCAAGCACACCGAUCUAGGUCUCGCCUGCCCUGUUAGUGUAAACAACUGUUACCUGGUUUUGUUCUGGUAAUGAUCUGGUGGUGUAUUGUGGCCAGACGUGCUGAGAGUGUACAGAUUCCAUCAAUUUGUUCCUGCAGUGCCAUCUACCUUGAAUUGGAGAGGACAUUUUUCUCUUUGUGUGCUACCAUAGUGCUAGCGCUUGGUAAGCUAGAACGGUAUUUCAUGCACCAGGAUAUAACAGAUGUAAUUGGUUCCUGUGCACUUUCAGCAUUAUUCACAUUCACCCGAAAUGUUUUAAUUCGCGAUUUGAGAUAACGAUAUUAACGAACUUGUAAACUAGUGUGCAACUGCCCUUCCUUACAUUGGACAAUUUGACGAGAGUAUUGAUUUUAGAGUAAUAAUGUGGUAGUGAUUAAUAUGUAUAAACCAUAUUUGAGUGCUACUGUUAACUGUUUAGUCAAACGGACUGAAUAACAGUGGUACUUGUAUGGAAUUCCAGUUGAUGGAAACGUACAUGUAUUAGACAGUUUAAGCAUCAAAAUAUUUUUGUUUUCUAGUAGGAUGUGUAUUUGUGGACACAGCCUCCUUCUAUAUGUCGCAAGUUGAGGCUGAAAGGUCAUUUACAAUCUCUUGAAUCAAGUUGAGUAAUGCAAAUUAUGUUUGUGGAAGGGCAGUUGCAUGUUUGUCUGAAGUCGCACUUGGUCCGACCAAUGUCCGUGAUGCAGGUAUGCAACUUUGAAGAUGUACGAUUGGGUGAUGCAUCGCUUGCUAACCUGCAUGUCGGCGUUGAUGUUGCAUUUUUUGUUGUUGGUUUCUAGCAGGUAAACAGAGGGAAACCCAGCAAGAAAGCCUUUUUGAGGUGGUUUAUCUGGCUCUCACUGGAUGAACAAUAGAAUCACCCCCUUGUGUUGCAAACUUUGUGCCUAGUUUUAGGUAUGCAGUUACUAACCAUAAUGACUCGGUAGCUACCGCUGAAUACCCAGGUUGACCGACUAAUGUUCAUCUUGCUUCUUAGGCAUGUCUCUCUUCUUAACUCUUAUUUAUACAACAGCAAUUUAGCAAAAUAGCAUGAUUACCAAUAUUACUAUGCGCUUAUUUAAAGCCAUUCUAACCACAAACCUCUGGUGGGAUUUUAAGCUGAUUUGCCUCGGUGCAGAGGCUUUUAAUUCUUGCUUGCUGAUAAAGGUACGGUGUUACGUUCUACAGUGAGCUUGGUGUUUUUAACAUAGAGUUGCUGGUAAACAAAGUGUAAUACGAUGAUAAACUGUUCUUUAGAAAAUUCACUUGGCAUUAUAGCUGACUCUACUCUUUUUGCAGUUGAAUGUGUUUGCAUCGAGUAUUGCUAUUCAUCAACUUUGCCUGCAUACAGAAUAGAGCUGUUGUGAUAUUGUUUUUAACAGACAAUUUUAAUGUUGAAUUUUACUGAAACUAUCACACUUUUGUGAGGGUGAUUUAUAUUUUGGCAGCUAUAGCUCCAGCUACAUGUAAAUGCAAUGAAGUGGUUGUGCUAUAAGGUGGUGAAAACCGUUGUUCGCUGGUUAAUUUAAUGUAUCACUCGCAUACACACCGGUGGUUUUGUCAAAGCACUUUUACACUGAUUAUUGCUGUGACCUCGUUUUUACUUUUGUUCAUAAAUCCUACACAUUUGUCUUGGUAAGAAACGACUGGAUUGAUGUCACAAUAGACAUUUUUUUAAAUACAGUGACAAAAUUUGAGCUAAUCUGAUCAAAUUGAAUCCAAUGAGUAAUAUAUACUACUGCUGCUGGUGGUUAUGCUGGGGUGUUACUGCAUGCUGAAGCUACACACAAACUGCAUAUCUAAGAGGGGUUAAGCCCCAACUGGCUGAUUACACUCAUGAACUUACAAUGCAGGUUUAAAGACGCAGGUCAAACGAAUACUGCAGUAUUGCGUUUUAUUGGAUGAGACCUUUGAGAUGUGCUUACACAUUACCGACCUGCAUUAGUUGUGUUAUCUUGUCGCAGUGUGGUGCACUGUGACAUGGAGGCGUUUUAAUUGCUCGUUUUGUUUAAUUUCAUUUUUGGCUAUAUUCAGAUUAAGGUUUUAUAACGAGGAUAAGAGCAAUGGGAUCUUGCUUCGCAGGGACUCACUUUCAAACGCGUAUGGUUUGGUUAUUGAAACUUGCACUGCAAAAUUUACAUUUUGCACAUAUAUAAAUAAGGUUGUAAACCCCCUUAAGAAUUUCGUCAGAAUUCGGUGUUCAUUCAUAGAAGAUUGUAGCCAGCCAUCCCUUGAUUCUUAGUAACGAUAGAUCAUUGCUCCUCACCUAUACGUUGACGGUGACGAUGCUACUUCUGUGCAAUUUUUGUUGAUCAGAACGAACUAUUGAUUAAUGACGCGGGACAUGUAAUGAAGUGGUAAGGAAUGAAAGCAAUUGUGCACGACUUUCCUACUUGUUGGUGUGACUGUGCAAGCGAUCUUACUAAAUCCGGAGAUCUGUGAGAGAAAAGCCAAUUGAAAGCCAGCUUACCUGGCAGCUUAACUCAAAAAUCUUUAAAAAAAAUGUGCAUCUUGUUAUUGUAAUGAUUGUUUCAUUUUAUGGGAAUGUGCACAUAGGGCCAGUGCAUAUAUGUAAGCUGGCAUUAGUGGUUUUUCACAUAAUACGAAUUUAAAAGAGAUAUAAUAUUUUUAUGUUGUGGUUGGGUGUUAAGCUGUGGGUUCAUGGUUAGCAUGGUUACUAAUGUACAGGUGUGAGUUGCUUGGUGAGACAGUGCUGCAAUACUGCAUGUAAAAAAAAUUGUAACGUGUUUAUGUAGUCCAAACCACCAUCGUCUGUUUUCCUUUUGUUUGCAGCUUGCAAUUUUGUUUACAACUGGGUGAUUCUACCUCUUGAGUAAAUGUUCAUUAAAUCUAAAUGCUAGUAGCAACCAGGUGUAACCUUCACGUACGGCACUCAUUCAAAUUUUAAACGCUGAUACAGAUAUGAUGGACAAUGAUCAGCAUUUCCCCACGUGCCGUAUGUUACGAGUUACUCCCGGUGAAAACUGUUAUUUGCUUUUAGGCAAGUUUUCGUCAGACUAUGCACUAACAUUAGAUGGGAUGAUUUAUAGUAUUCGUGGCUUAGUUUCUGAGUACCAAUUUGGCCAAAUAGCACAGAAAUUAUGAUGGAAUACAAUCAGCCAUCUUUGCAUGUAAUAUAUUAUGUAUAUAUAUAUAUUCAUAUGUAUAUAUAUAUAUAUAUAUAUAUAUAUAUAUAUUUAUUAUAUAUAUAUACUCGUACGUAUGCACGCGCGUAGGGGUUAAACAGGCGUGUGAGAGUAAAUUAUAUACGUUCGUAGGCCCAGUUAAAUCGAUCAUGUAACAGUUUGGAUUUAUUUUGAGUUUAUGUAGACAGCCAUAAAAUAAAGACAAUUGAACUAUGACAUGAAUACAGCACCACCUGGUGUCAAUGUAUCAACGCCAGGUGUGUUGGAUGAGUAACUGUAAUAUGUGAUCCCAAGUUAGAUCUGUCAUGUAUAUAACUCCAUUUUAGCAACUUUUAUAUCCUUGAUUACAUAUAAGAUUUCUUCUAUUGUGAUUUUCAUAAAACAUUAAUUUUUGUAACGUUACACCUGUAGGAGGUGACCGAGUUAAAACCUGUAAAUAAAACAAAAAUUAAAAACUCA